AUGGAGGAGUACGCGCGCCGAUGCUCGGAGUUGAUCCGGCCCUCCACGGGUCCGUACCUCGAGGUACCGCACAUGGGUCCCGAGGACGCGCGGCGCGUGGUAUCGCAGCUGCGCAGCGGCCUGAGCGGCCCCAUCGCCGCGGCAAUGAACGCCCUCACCGUGAUCUCGGCGGACGCGACCGAUCCGAUGUCGACCCAGGACUGGCCGGGGCUCGCCGGGGCGCUCUGCGAGGUGGUGCGAGGCGGCCUGGAGUUCGACGCCGGGCGCGGUGGGACCCCGGGCUGGGCCGCGGCGGGCGCCGGGAGGACCGCGGCGGGCGCCGUGGAGGACCACGAGCUCUGGGCCGAGGUGGAGGCGCUCGCCGGCACGAACGAGCCCGAGCGCGCCUUGGCCGGGGAGCUCGCCGCGGCGGCGCUGAACGUCCUUCGGAACCUGUCGCUGACCCCGGGAAACCGUGCGGCCAUGGCGAUGGACGCGGACGGGGCCCUGGCGCCCCUCCUGGUCCGAUACGUCGCCGCUUUCAACGCCGGGUCCGACGCGGAGACGGGCGGGACGAUUCACGGCGGGGAACGACGCGCGGAUCCCCGGGCGGCGGCUGACGCGGCGGACGUGCUCGUGAACCUGGCGUGGCUGGACGACGACGCGCCGUUGAACGCCCCGUGCCUGUUGCGUCCGACCCAACGCCUCGCGGACGCGGCGCUGGAGGCCCUGGAGGCCCCACCACCGUCCCUCUCGGUCGACGAAGCGCCCGGCGACGCCGCCGACGACCAGAGGGAAACCGCCGCCGCCGACGCGGACCUCAGGUGCGCGGCGGCGGGUCUCCUCGGUUUCGCCGCGACGGGCACGAUCGAGGGAUUUAGCGGGUGGAGGGACGAUUCGUGGACGUCCCGCGCGGUGGGCGCCCUCGCGUCGAACGUGAACGCCGCGACGCGGAUCGGCGGGUUUGGCGGUUUUGGCGGCGACCGGGGUGGGGAGGACGCCGUUAAUAACGCGAGGAUGUGCGCGGCGUGCGUUCGCGCACUGCACGCGAUGGCGUCCAGCGGGGGCGAUGGCGCUGGGGCGAGCGCGGCGGCGGUGGCGUCGCACCCGAGCGCGAGGCGGGGCGUGGAGGGAGUGUCGAGUCGCCGCGCUGGACGCCGUGGCCGCCGCGGCGCUCUCGGAGGGGGGCAGGCGGAGGCUAUCGGCGCACGAGGAGGACCUGCUGCGCCUCGCCGUGGAGGAUAG
Molecule: messenger RNA, 1224 nt
Organism: Micromonas commoda
Lineage: Eukaryota; Viridiplantae; Chlorophyta; Mamiellophyceae; Mamiellales; Mamiellaceae
Exons: 2
Coding region: 1-1224 (407 amino acids)
Source: RefSeq, a predicted model, not a curated record